AUGGCAGUGAUCUUUAAAGCUCUAUUUGUCGGGUUGUUACUUGUCAGUGCCUGGGACAUGCUAGAGGGACAAAAGUCCCUGAAUUCCCUGCUCUUUCGGAAGAUUAUCACCGAAUACAACAGCAAAUAUGUGUCGAAUUAGGCAUCGGUGAGUGCGGACUAUUCGACCGUCAAUUUUACCCUAAAGUUUGUGCAUGCCAUCACGGUGGAUGUGUGGCUGAGGGCCACGCUGAAAUAACGCGUUCCCAAGAAGAACGAGAGCUACAGGAACGUCUUCACCUACGAUGUAAAUCUGUGCCACAUAAUGGGCCAGGGCAAAGGACAGAGCAUAAUCAAUUACUGGCUGAACAACAUCAUGAGGCAUUCCAAUAUGCCCAUGCAUUGUCCCUCAAAAUAGGGAAACUAUACCAUGUUGAACAUUCAAGUGGAUAAGGACACUAUUUCCCGAUUCAUACGUUCGGGUAGCUUCAGCAUCGACACCAUCGUUUACAUUAGGCACUGGCACAACGAUAACCUGACAAAUACUAUUUUUUAUGUGGAUAUCAAAAUGAAGUGA
This is a messenger RNA of Drosophila guanche, 555 nucleotides long. RefSeq lists its product as uncharacterized. NCBI's taxonomy places the organism in Eukaryota, Metazoa, Arthropoda, Insecta, Diptera, Drosophilidae. The record is from RefSeq and is a predicted model, not a curated record.